Molecule: messenger RNA, 568 nt
Organism: Sphaeramia orbicularis (orbiculate cardinalfish)
Lineage: Eukaryota; Metazoa; Chordata; Actinopteri; Kurtiformes; Apogonidae
Product: histone H2A, sperm-like
Exons: 1
Coding region: 33-479 (148 amino acids)
Cellular component (GO): nucleosome
Molecular function (GO): structural constituent of chromatin; protein heterodimerization activity; DNA binding
Source: RefSeq, a predicted model, not a curated record
UAUUUGUGGGUGGCUAAUCAACUGUGUUAAGUAUGGGGACAUAUGUCUGUGCCUGUAUUCUUUUGAAAAUUUCAAUAAAGAAUUUAAAGAAAAAAAAAAAAAGUAAAGGCGGUGCCGGAAAGGCUCGUGCCAAGGCCAAGAGUCGUUCUUCUCGCGCUGGGCUUCAGUUCCCCGUGGGGCGUGUCCACAGGCUGCUGCGUAAAGGUAACUAUGCCCAGCGCGUCGGUGCCGGAGCUCCGGUGUACCUGGCGGCCGUGCUGGAGUACCUGACCGCUGAGAUCCUGGAGCUGGCCGGAAACGCCGCCCGCGACAACAAGAAGACCCGCAUCAUCCCCCGUCACCUGCAGCUGGCUGUCCGCAACGACGAGGAGCUCAACAAACUGCUGGGUGGUGUUACUAUCGCCCAGGGUGGAGUUCUGCCCAACAUCCAGGCGGUGCUGCUGCCCAAGAAGAGCGAAAAGCCCCAGAAGGCAAAGUAAACUCUGACGAAAGUCUUUGAACACAACGGCUCUUUUAAGAGCCACCCACUGCAUGUUUAGAGGGGACUUCCUGUCUGUUCAGACUUUAU